Molecule: messenger RNA, 757 nt
Organism: Oryza sativa Japonica Group (Japanese rice)
Lineage: Eukaryota; Viridiplantae; Streptophyta; Magnoliopsida; Poales; Poaceae
Source: RefSeq, a predicted model, not a curated record
AAAUUGGCAACCCCACUUCUUCCCGGAGGUGCAUAUAUCCGAGACGCUCAGCUUCUCGAAGCACACGUCGCGUCCCACCACGUCUCUCUCUCCUACUGUUUUCUCACCCAAAGAUCCGAUUUUCACCAACUAAACCCGCUCCGAUCAACGGCGCAGCCAAGCCGGCGCGCGUUCCAGGCAAUGGCCGUCGAGACGGACACGGCGAGGGCGGCGGUGUCGUCCGAGACGGCGCCGAUGUCGCCGCAGGCCGAGGCGGCGCCGCGCGCCGCCACGGCGCGCCGCGGGAACUGGCUGCGGCGCCUCAUACCGCGGGACUACCUGUCGCUCAGCCGGCGCUGGAAGCUGGGCGGCGGCGCCUUCGCCGCGCCCGGCGGCGGCGCGGCGUCGAGGAGGCUGGCGUCGCUGUCGCGGUCGCUCCGGUGGAAGCGGCGGCUCCCGGGGUUCUCCCUGACCCUGCGGAGCGGCUCGGCGUCGGCGGUGGUCGACGCGGUUGCGUUCCGCGUCAUGUACGUCGUGGAGGCCGUCGUGCUCGGCCUCGCGCUCUCCUGCUUCUUCCUCUGCUGCGGCUGCCACCUCUAACCUCUCCUCUCUUCACACCACGCCAUAAUCGGGCGUGCAACAGCUGCAACCAUCUUAAUUUUCCCUGCUUUUUUUUUUCUUUUUUGUUCUUCUCUUGAUGCUUCCGCUGUAAAUUUCUACUACCUACCUUUCGGUGCUAAGAUUGAAAUUUGCAAUCUGCAAACUGCAAUUCGUAUUU